GUGCUUCGAUCCAAUACUGGUUGGUAUCAUGUAAGGUUGCGACAAGGGCCAGCUCAUCACUCCCGCGAGACUCAUCAACUUCCCAAAGCUCCAUAGGGCUUGUUCGGUCGAAAAACACUAACGCAAGAAGAGGGCAAAUGAGACCCUCUCAAGUCCAAAUAGACUUUGGUACACCGCCCGGAACGCCUCCACGCACAUCUUCUGAAUUUGAAGAAAUUCCAUAUCCUGUCACGCAUCCAUCUUACUUUAAAACCGUUCACAGCUACAAACACGAGGAAUCAUUGCCAUUGCAUCACAUGAACGAGGAUACAUCCACAAGGCGGAGGGUGGCUAGAGGACCCGGAAGCAGCGGUGGGUUUAUGAGCGGUGAUGAGCAUGAAAGUGAAAUGCACUACGACGACGACGGAAAGGAUGUAUACUCAAAACCAAGUCCUGCCAGGAGCCGUGUCAGCAGCGGGCGUGUCCACAGGCCUCCUCCUCCGCCUCCAACUUCGAUAAGUGAAUUCAUAUCUCAGAACCUAGAGCAUCUCCCACCUGUCAUCUACACUCUGCUCUCAUGUUGGACCCGCUUCCACAAAAUAGGCCAUGCCAACACUGUUGUUUGGGAUGAAGCGCAUUUUGGCAAAUUCGGGUCCCAUUACCUCAAACGCGAGUUUUACUUCGAUGUCCACCCUCCGCUCGGCAAGAUGCUCGUCGGCCUUGCAGGUUUACUAUCGGGUUACAACGGAAACUUCGAAUUCAAAAGCGGAGUGGUGUACGAUGAAAGUGUCCCAUACGUGGCCAUGCGGGUUAUGAUGGCGACGUUCGGGGUGGCUUUGGUUCCGUUAGGGUGGUAUACUGCAGUCGAAUUGGGAAUGAGCUCAUGGUCUUGUCAUCUGGUUGCGCUCAUGGUUUUGUGCGAUGUUGCCUGGUUGGCUAUAUCGCGGUUCAUUCUACUGGAUUCCAUGCUCCUGUUUUUCACUUUCACAACAGUUUUUUUGCUCACCAAAUUUCACAACCAACAAUAUCAGUCAUUCUCUUUCGAUUGGUGGAUGUGGCUUGCAUUUACAGGUAUUUCCAUCGGCUGUGUGACCAGUGUGAAAUGGAUUGGAUUAUUCGUGACUGCUGUGGUUGGCUUGUACACCAUCGAAGAUCUUUGGGAGAAAUUUGGCGAUCUUCGCAUGACCAAUCGAGAUCAAAUUCGACACUGGGCAGCUCGCGUGCUCUGCCUAAUUAUCCUCCCGAUCCUGGUGUAUAUGUUAUCCUUCAAGCUGCAUUUCAUGAUCCUAAACCAUUCGGGUCCUGGCGACUCUACGAUGAGUUCGUUAUUCCAAGCCCACUUAGAAAUUGCGUUUGGCUCAAGAGUUACUUUGAAAGGCAUGGGCUGGGGCGGAGGUCUCCUGCACUCCCACGUUCAAACCUAUCCCGUUGGUUCAGGCCAGCAGCAGGUUACUUGCUAUCACUACAAAGAUGAUAACAACCAUUGGACUAUCCUUCCCACUUGGGAAGCGCCUGAAUACAAUCCAAACGGCGAGUUACAGUUCCUCCAGGAUGGUGAUGUUAUUCGCUUGCAGCAUGUACCGACAACACGACACUUGCACUCGCACACAGUAGCAGCACCCGUGACGAAGCUUAACAACGAAGUCUCUGGCUAUGGUAACUCGACCGUCGUCGAUGAUAUCAAGCAGGGCCCCAGAGAGCACGUGACGAAAAUCCAUUCACUCACAACGAGAUUGAGGUUCAAACACCAGGCUCUAGGAUGCUAUCUGUACGCUGCGAAUGCAGUCUUACCUCAAUGGGGCUUUAAACAGCUUGAGGUCAGCUGCACCAAGGAGGACAACCCAGAUGACAUGCACACAUACUGGAACGUGGAGAGUCACUGGAACGACCGCUUGCCUCUUGGUGAUGCGAAAUUUUACAAGUCCCCAUUCCUCCGUGAUUUCUGGCAUCUCAAUGUGGCCAUGAUGACUUCCAACAAUGCACUUAUCCCCGAUCCAGACAAGGAGGAUAUCCUUGCGUCAGCUCCCACUGACUGGCCUUGGAUGCGGCUAGGCCUCAGGAUGUGUGGCUGGGGCGAUAAUCAAACAAAGUACUACCUUCUUGGCACGCCUGUAAUCUGGUGGGGCGGUACAGUCAGCCUGAUAGUCUUUGUUAUUGUCCUUGGCAUCUACUUAUUCCGCCACCAACGCAAGUACAUUGAUAUGACUCUUCAACAAUGGAAUCAUUUCUUGUAUGUCGGAAAGAUCGCCGGUUAUGGAUGGUUCCUGCAUUACGUCCCGUUCUUUAUCAUGGGCCGUGUCACAUAUGUUCAUCACUAUCUUCCCACUCUUUACUUUUCCGUUCUCAUGUUCGCACACCUUCUUGACCAUUUCAUUUUCUCAGCACGCUGGAAAGACAGCACAAAGCGUGUCGCUUUCGGUAUUUGCGCAUUCUUGAUCGUCGGAAAUUUCUGGUGGUUCAGGGGAAUGGCAUGGGGCAUUGAUGGACCAAUCAACGACCACUGGGGCCUCCUGUGGCGUAAAACUUGGAAUAUAUAUAAUGCAUAGGUUCUCAGGCGGACUCUGUAUAUCGACAGUGCCUGCCCAGUGAGAGGCUUGAUGCGUUUGCUAUUAUGUCCAAUAGAACAUCUCAAUUUCGCUAGUUUCAUUCGUGAAGUAUCGAAGCCCAGUGGCUAUUAAUGAUACUGGCCAGUGCUACUGCGUUCAAAUGACUUUGGGGCAGAGGCUUGCUAUGGACCUCGCACCACCAAAGUGGACCAAUGUUUCCCUAGGCGGGCGCCACUCACAUGGCACGCGCGACAGCUCUCACCAGCAAUCGACGUGAUAAGAUUACCGCUAGACAAAGUCAGGGAUCAUCGAUCACUGUUGAGUGCCUACACACCAAAACUUCAGGAUAUGUACAACAAUAAAGUAUGGAGUCAUCGUAUGUGACUAGGAUCACACCAUGCUAAGUACUAGUCAAUAUUUAUUACUCUGCAGGCGGCCGAUUAGGAAUUAUUCCUUGACAAUGGUGUGGAUUGUGGCU
Suillus fuscotomentosus is the source of this 3003-nucleotide messenger RNA. RefSeq names its product glycosyltransferase family 39 protein. The transcript has 13 exons. Gene Ontology annotation, cellular component: endoplasmic reticulum; membrane. Gene Ontology annotation, molecular function: dolichyl-phosphate-mannose-protein mannosyltransferase activity. NCBI's taxonomy places the organism in Eukaryota, Fungi, Basidiomycota, Agaricomycetes, Boletales, Suillaceae. The record is from RefSeq and is a predicted model, not a curated record. The coding region runs from base 138 to 2525 and encodes 795 amino acids. Gene Ontology annotation, biological process: protein O-linked glycosylation via mannose.